ACUCCACCCUCCAACCCCUCCUCGGCACUGCUCCCAGCAUCCUCUUUUCUCUGCUUCUCUCUCUUUCUCUCUGAAGCUCAAACUGAUAUUGGGAUAAACGCACAUCUGGCGGUUCUGUCCUCAUCACUAACAUCAGCACAGCGCGGCCCGGGGUCCAGCAUGUCGGUGUCGAAGAAGCACGAGAUCUUCUUUUGAGCGACCGCUUUAUUUGUGCCGCGCGCCCGUCUCGCCUUUAGUCCAACCGAGAAAGAUGGCCGCCGCCGCCAAGCUGCUGACCAGCGCGGGCCUGCUGCUGGCGUUCGGCUCACUCUGCCUCCUCGCCAUGGCCAUCUGCACCGACUACUGGUACGAGACGGACGCGCGGCGGCACCGCGAGCGCUGCAAGAGCUACGCUAGCAACCGCAACGACCCGGGCUACAUCUCCAUCUCGAACCGCAACCUGCCUCUCCGGAUGCCGCCGGAAACCGGUGCUGGAGAGCUGAGCAGAGAGAAGCGGCACCUCGCUGCCCCGCUGGCGGCUAUGGAGUCGCACUGCAGCCGCCGGUUCAAUUCCACUGUAUCGGGUCUGUGGAGGAAGUGUUACCGCGACGGCUUCGACCUGGAGACGGACGAGCUCAUCUACAGAGGUGUGAUUCAGAGAUGCACUCCAGUGACAUAUCACUACACCUCCUCCAUCCUGCCCCGAAAUCUACCAGUCAACAUCACUAAAACCAUCCGGCAGGAUGAGUGGCAUGCUCUGCAUCUGCGCAGGAUGACUGCAGGCUUUGUGGGCAUGGCUGUCUCCAUCAUCCUCUUUGGGUGGAUCAUCGGGGUGCUGGGCUGCUGCCAGCAGCACGACCUCAUGCAGUAUGUAGCUGGCCUACUCUUCCUCAUGGGAGGAACCUGCUGUAUCAUCUCCCUGUGCACCUGUGUGGCGGGAAUCAACUUUGAGCUGUCACGGUAUCCUCAGUACUUGUACGGCCUUCCCGAGGACAUCAGUCACGGAUACGGCUGGUCCAUGUUCUGUGCCUGGGGUGGUCUGGGUCUUACGUUACUGGCUGGCUUCCUGUGCACACUCGCACCAUCCCUAAGCAGCCCCUCAACCCAUACAACCGUCCACAAACCAAGGCAUGAGAAUGGCACUGUGUGAGAAACUUUCCCACAAAUUUUACACAACAUCAGCACAGGAUGCUGGUCUGGUCAUCAUCACACACACUCAGACUGCUGAAAUCACUCCACUAUCCAGUUUAACACCUCUCCUCAGCAUCAGGACAUGAGUGCUGGAGGUAGCUGGAUAAUAAUAUUCGUCUCCUGCAUGGCAGCUAGUGACGUGUAACUGUACACAAUAAAUUAGAUUGAGCUCUCACUGUCACUCCUCAAGCACACUAAAUAAGACACAGUCAGGAUAGUUUCAGCAUAGAAAAUGUAGACAACCAGACACAUACACACACACACACACACAAUAUACACAUAUAGACCAUUCCAACUAAACAUUCCGCCAUCCCAAACCUAAACUGAAAAAGAUGUCCAAAAGGCGAUUUUUCUAUUUCUUUAUGAACAUACAUCUUAAAAUGGUGCUCUCUGUUCUCAAUACCACAUGCACAAACAUUUAAAGAAGUCAGGACUAGCAGGGACAAACACCAUCUUGAAGCCAUGUUUUUUUUAUCUCUGAGUAGACUGUAUUGCAUUUUUUGCUUUUGACCUUUCGAGAUUUAAAUCCUGAUCAGGACUUGUAUAAACACCACCAUGGUCCGAGCUCUUUGUGCUCCAUCAAAAGACUGACCUUGUAGCAUUGGUAAUUUCCUAAAGCCUCUAUUGCAGCAGUACAAAAAAACUAGCCUGCCACAGCAGUUCCUGAUUAGAGCUUUAAAAAGAGCUAUAUCAGCAAAAAAAAAAUAAAGAAAAUGCUACACUGGUAUUCACUGAGCCGAAGGAUCUGGACUUAUCGCUGUAAAGACUGUGACAUAAGGCUGAGGACUUUACUGAGAGGAGAACAGCCUUGAGACCGAGGAAAGGAUGUGUGGAAUUAUGAGAUAAAAGAAACAUUAAAGGUUGGAUUGAUGCAUUAGUGAAGUAAACUUUCUAGGGCCUCUAAAGUCUGUCUGUAUAAAUCCAUUGUUUCUGUAGAUUUCAUCCCACUGUUUAUAUGAAAUAAGGCUUGGCAAAGAACGGGGCUUAAUUUUUUUCUUUGUUAUCAUGCUGACACUGGGCAACCUCACUGGUUUGAGGGAUUGGAAACGUUUCAAUCCUCAAGAGCACGCAGUAUAAAUAAUUGAGCUGACUUUUAUAACAAUGCUUCUCUGAACAUCACGUCUUGUAGAGCGGAAUUGCUGUUGUGAGCUCACAACAGGAAUCCUAAUUAUUUAUGACCAAUUAUAAAACCAGAGAAAUCACCUUUAUAGUUGUUUUCUCUCCCACGGGGCUUUCGGAUCUUCCCUAUAAAAGCGUGAAGCCUAGGAUCCAACUUGUACACAAUCUGAAGUCUCAUAAAUAACACUGUUUAGAUGAGUGGUGCAUACAAAAGUGUCCUAAUGCUAUAGUAAAGGUACAUUGUAUACUGGUAUGUAACAUACUAUAAUGUUUACAUUACCCAGACUACACCUUGGCCACAGUUGUCAGGGGUGGGCUAUACAGCAAAAAUGUUAUAAUGAUAUACAAUAUGUAUAACAAUUCUUACUAAUGAAGUGCCUCCAAAAAAAAAGCCACAUUUAAAUUAAUUAGUGUUAUAAAUGUCAGUGUUAUAGUAGCAAAUAAAUUUAACUUACACCACAGCGCUGUUGAGUUCUUGAUUCUUAUAGGAGAGAAGGUGUUGAUUAAUUUUCAAUAACAGCAACUCUGAGGGUAGUGCCAGCUGUAAAUCAAACUACAGGUUUAUAUUAAUGUGCUCAUUUUAAUACCCUAUCAUCUGAAUCAGUUGUUGCUCUCAUAAACAUUAAAAAAAAAACUUGUGUAAUUGUUGAUAUAGUGAAAUUUUCUGUAGGGAGAUACUUAGUUAGCAUAUUUGGAAGGAGUCUUCAGUGUCAGCAUUUUUAACAGUCAGAGGUACAGCUGUAACUUGAAGUUUUCUGACACAGGAAAGUCUUCAGGACUGUGCAGUUUCUUGGUAACAUGACAAGCUGCAUUUGUUUCUUCCCAGCUAAAAAAAAACGAGGGGCUGGUGAGGGAAUGAGUGUUUAUAGCUGCUAUAAUGUAAGUGAUAACAGGAACUAAUAUAUUUUUCAGACACUCCACAACAUUAAAUGUAACUAUAGACUAUUAAAAUGUAUGAAGUAUUGUUCUUUAAUGGCAAAUUACUGUGGUGUGAGAGAAAUAAAACACUUCAGGAAAUGUUGUUAUGGAGGUCAACUUUCGGGUGAGAACAGUUGCGCUGCACCACCCUGUCAAUGAUUAUCUUCCUUUAACAGCACACUCUGUCGUGUUUCAUUCCUUACAUAAUUUACUGAAAUAUCAAUUUCAUAUUGUAUAUAGUCCCUGCCCUACUUUUAUUCCUCUGUAAUGAACAGACUGGGGCUCACAGAGCUGUGCUGAAUUCACAGCGAACAGGUUCUAGGUUGUAAGACGUCUCCAACAAAAUUUUGAUUCCAAUCAGAUCUAGACCUGCUUUUCUACAUGCAGUGCACCGAUUUGCACAUCUUUUGAUGUAGAUAUGGAAUGCACUAAAGAUGGAGAUUACUAUAGCACUACAAGUUUUAAAACCUGAGUACAGCACAUUAAUAUUACUUUUCAGGAUUGAAUAUGAGUUUAAAGUCACAGCUGCAGUUAUUGCUCUGACUUGUUUAAGUGAAAAAUCAAUAGAAAAUUGUCUAAUAAGCAACUGAUAAGAGACACAUCAACUUCCUUAGCACACAAAAUGUUGCGAGAGAGUGAAAAAGCACACCGUAUGUGUUCAGAAUCACCAAGCAGCUAUAAAUCAGAAAUUUAUACAAUAUCCGCCAUUUAUUUUGGCACCGGAAGUAGCACCAUUUUCAUUUUGUAUGAACUGUUUCUAAGGGUUCAUUUCAUGAAGCACAGGAAUCAUUGUCUCGCAUGACACUAUUAUGGUGAAUUUAUUUCAAUGUAUUGAGAGACUUGUGUCCAUUUUUAAUCUGAUUUUUAUUUUACAGGAAAUAAAAUGUAAAUACUGUGUAA
Messenger RNA from Pangasianodon hypophthalmus (striped catfish), 4107 nucleotides. RefSeq names its product transmembrane protein 276b (gene tmem276b). The transcript has 4 exons. The record is from RefSeq and is a predicted model, not a curated record. The coding region runs from base 251 to 1129 and encodes 292 amino acids. NCBI's taxonomy places the organism in Eukaryota, Metazoa, Chordata, Actinopteri, Siluriformes, Pangasiidae. Gene Ontology annotation, cellular component: membrane.